AUGUUCGACAGAUUGAAAUUAACAUUCAUGUGGGGUCCAUCAGUUACCAACAGCAUAAUGUUCCAAGCAAUUCUCAAGAAUGAUUCAUGUCGUGCCGAAGUUGGCAAAAAAGUUUUCUAUUCAAAUCCAGAAAGCCUCGCAGUUAAUGAUCCUAUGCCUUUCAAAGUGACUGUCCCAGGAGAUGUCUAUGAUUUUGUUGACGAAUCUCUUGAGAUUACUCCAAGUCCUUUAUGGUAA
Messenger RNA from Acaulospora morrowiae, 237 nucleotides. The record is from the annotation of a GenBank genome assembly. Lineage: Eukaryota; Fungi; Glomeromycota; Glomeromycetes; Diversisporales; Acaulosporaceae.